Messenger RNA from Salmo salar (Atlantic salmon), 5692 nucleotides. Lineage: Eukaryota; Metazoa; Chordata; Actinopteri; Salmoniformes; Salmonidae. The record is from RefSeq and is a predicted model, not a curated record.
ACACUCAGAUUGACACAGACAGGAAAUAUGAGACACCAUUCCCGGGCUAAAUAAUAAUAACUUUUCUGAUGCGUGAAUUAAUUAUGAAUGGACGGAUUUUAAAAGGAAAAUAUAUAUACGAACAAUCAGAAGCAGAAGGAUAAUGGUGAUUGGUCAUUCCGUAAAUGCGUCUCUGAAUAGCCAACCAAUGGGCUUAGAGGUCUCACCCGGUUGUUGUCGCGGGAACUUUAUGGAGCAAUGAACACAAAACACUUGUUAGCUGCUACUGUAGCUAACGUUUGCAAAUAUAACAGUUUGCAAACCAACAGCCAUGCAUUUGUCGCUAGUUAUGCAUGCAUCCCACUGAUUGAAUGUUUUGGUGGAGUGCAAAUAAGAUAGCUAGCUAGAAGACACUUUUGCCAGCUAUAGCUAGGUGGCUGACGCUUACUUAACUAAAGCCAGCUAGCUAGCUAGGUGGCUAACGCUAACUAAAGCCAGUUAGCUAAUCAGCUUAGCUAGCGAGUUACCAUGCUAGCUAGCUACAACCAAAUAUUUUGUAUAACUGCUACAACCGUCAAGGCUAGCUACCUAGCGAAAUACACUAACUAAAUAAGCAAGAUCGACAAUAUUGUGAAAAGCUACAUCCACGUUGGUUGCCUAGGUAACUAGCCUGUUAGAAAGUUAAAGAGGCGUUUGAGUCUUGUUGGAUCGCAAACGUCUCACUAUUGUUAUCCUGCCACUGUUAUCCUCCCAUUUUUUCCCCGGCAAGAUACAGGUAGCUAGCUAGUUAUCUAUCAUCUUUGACUGGAAUCAUGGCACAUCGACUGACGAAAGAUGAGCUUGAUGAACAGUUCGAGCAGUUUUUGAAAGAGUCUGUCUCAGAUGACUCAGUGGAUUUGGGUGGCAGUGCUAUGCGCUCCAGUGUUCUGGACAGCCUGGGCAGAGCCUCUCAGAAACCACCCCCAAAGAAGACAUCAGCUGCCCCUGUGCCGUGGUGGCAGGAGGAGGACAGCGAAGAGACACCUGGCAGAGCUGUCACAGUGGAAGCCCCCACAAGGCCCACCCCCAAACCUCGCAGCAAAGCUCUGGAUAAGCUCAGUCAGCUGGACAAGGUCCAUGGAGCCAAUCAGGAUGCUGCUUCUCACAUUGCUGCGGGACUGGAAAAUAACAGCCCAGAACACGACUCCUCCCACUCUGCCAGGCAGGGGAGCCCUCCCAUGAAUGAGAGCUCCCAUAAUGCAUCAGGAGGGAUUAGUCCUGAGGGGAGUACCUCUCUCCGCGACACACCAGUGGACAGUCACAGCAGUGAUAGUGACUCACAGGGUCUUGAAGAUGGAUUGCUGAGAUCUGAGAAGACGUUCUGUAAGUCUCUGAGAAGAUCCCAGCCCAUCCAGGAGGAGGAAGAGGAGCUGCAGCAUCAGGGAGUAGAGAGGGGUUUGGAGGAGGAGGGGGCAGAGCCUGUCAUCUUCAGCAGAGACAGUCUGGAGCCUGAGGACUCUGUGAUGGCAUCCGGACCAGGUCAGAAUGCUGCAGUGGGUCUUGGUCUGGGCAUGGACAGCCUGGAGGAGGAAGAGGAGAAGGCCCGCUUCUUUGCCCACCUGGAGGGAGGUGCGUCCUCCACAAUAGACUACUCCAGACUCAACAAAGAUCUGGAUUCCACCAGCGCCUCCACCACCGCUACCACCCUCAGGAAGGCAGAGGCGGCUGUGGCGGCGGUCGAUCAGAGAGAGGAGGAGAGAGCUAUGGAGUCUGACCGACUCUCCCCAGCCUCCCCCCACUACAGCGAGGAUGAGGACUUCGAAGAUGAGGUCAUUGAGGAGAAGCCUAAAAGGCCUGCCAUGCUCACCAAAGUGUCCCUCCAUGAUUCUCUGGACUCGACCGGUGAACUCCUGUCCCCUGGAGAGGACAGUGACACCAGGGAGGAACCAGGGAGGAACCAGGGAGCAGAGGAGUUCAUAGAGACGGCACUACCAGCCCAGUCGUAUGGCCAGAGUGGGGCCAGUGAGAUGGAGGCUCUACAGGAUGCCUACAGACAGAUCAGUGGCUCUCUGGAGGACUCAGACCAUCAUCACCACCCUUCAUCACCAGUCAGGAGGGAGAGGAGGAGGAGCAGUCCUGUUCCUGUCUCUCCCUCUGUACCUGAGCUCUCCAGAGGAACACUACUAGCACCAGUCUCCACCACAGAGUCAGAGCUGCCCACUGCAGAGGAGCUGAUGCGUCCCAUCCGACCAGACAGCAUGGACGACACCAGAGGCUUCACUCUGCAGCCUGCUAGUGAGACCCAGCUCAGCCCAGAGAAGACUGGCCAGUCCUUAUGCCGUAGAUCCCGUGAGUCAAGCCCAAGACGCUCAGCAGAGCCAGACAGUCCUCCGGCCUCCCCAGGCCCCCGUCCCAGAAGCAUCAGAGAGGAGGUACAGAGGCUGAUGAGGCAGGAUCAGGACAGCUCCUCCCCUGACCUGACCUCCAUUAAACCCAGAAACAAGAGAAGCCAGCAGGUUCCUGGACGUUCUACGGUAGCUGGUCCCUUCACAUCCUCGUUGAGGAAGCCUUAUGUUGCCCCUGGCAGUGGUAGAGUGGAGAGUAAACCAUCAGCCGGGGCCACCAGGACCUCUGGAACUAGGAAAUCCGGUCCUACCAGACCUCGGGCUACAGCCAAGCCCCCCUCUCCUCUAACCCAGAGGAAGCCUCUCAGCCAGGCAACAUACCAGAGCCUCAGCCCCCUCCUCUCAGAGAGAGAUAAAGACUGUGGUGGUCUGAGGGUGAGCAGUGAGCUGGUGGCAGGGGUCCAGUCCUUCGCUGCCUUCCUCCAGCAACAACAUCAGAUGGAGACGAGAGGUCGCCAGGAUACCAGUCACACGGUCUCCUGGGAAACCAAAGGUCAACAGGAAGCCAGCCAGACUCAGGAGACUGAGCGUCCAUCAGAGAGGAAAAGUGAGCCCAGGGAGGAGGGCAGGUCUGUGGAGGUGGAGGAGAGCCCCCUAGUGUCCAGGCUGAGACUGCAGCUAGCCCAGAGGGAGAGAGAGCUCCACACCAGAGAGGAAGAGCUACUGCUGCAGCACGACACAGAGCUCAGCUCACUGAGACAGGAGAACUACCUCAUGCAGAGCAAGCUGCACAGUACGGAGGAGGCCAACAGCAGGAAGAAGGGCCGGUUGGGUCGUGGUCUGGACGGGCCCUUGGACCCCCUCACUGAGGGCAAACUCAGACUGAUAGAGAAAGAGGUGAAGGAACAGGAGACCAUCAUCCAGGGAUACCAGCAGGAGAAUGAGAAGUUGUACCUGCAGAUGAAGGCUCUUCAGGCUCAGGGUAAACUCAAUGAAGAGGCCAUGUUCACAGAGAACCAGAGGCUGCUAAACGAACUGGCCCUUACCAAGGAGCGGAUGAGCAACUCGCCGAGGACUGUGGGUAAUGUAGUCUGUGUGGCCCAUAUUCAGCGCAUCACACAGCUGCAGGACCAGAUGCAGGCAGCACAGAGGACUGAAGAGAGACUGGUGGAGGAGACCCACAGGCUGAAGCAGGAGAAACAGGCCCUGGAGGUGGACCUUCAAAUGAUGAGGAAAGAGAGAGACCUGGCCAAAGCGCAGGUCGUCUACACCUCAGGGGAUAAGAGCUUUGAGCUGCAGGUGGCAGAGGACAGGCAUAAGGAGGAGGUGUGUGUUCUGAAGAAGAGGCUCCAGUGGUAUGCUGAGAACCAGGAACUGCUGGACAGAGACUCUGCCAGACUGAGGGCUGCCACCGCAGACACACACAAACUCACAGAGCAGGUGGAAAAGCUGAAGAUGGAGGUGGGGAAGAGAGCCAAUCAGAGUAAGACUAAAGAGAGAGCUGGAGACGCUAAGAGGAUACAGGACCUAGAACGACAGGUGAAGGAGAUGGAGAAGAUUCUCAGACAGAGGAACCCUAACUCCCUCCCAGCGCUCAUCUACGCUGCAGCCAACGCACCUGCAGUGGAUGAGGAUGGAGGGGGCAAGAGCUCCCCGCCCACUCAGACCAGGGCCCUAUUGGAGCGGCGCAUCCAGAGGCUGGAGGCGGAGCUAGAGAGCCGUGACGACGAGGCCAAACGCAGCCUCCGAGCCAUGGAACAGCAGUACCAGCGGAUUAAGCUCCAGUAUGAGCAGCAGAUCAGUGAUCUGGAGCAGCGGUUAAGCCAGAAACACCCGGUCCAGACCGGGUCUCCUGGGGUCUGGCAGGCCCAGGUCUGCUCCCUGCAGCAGGAACUGGAGCUCCUGAAGGAGAACCAUCAGAGUCGAGAGAGAAGCCUACAGGCUGAGGUCCACUCCCUACAGGAGCAGCUCACACAACAGGCACAGUCUACCACCGAGCCAGAGAGAGCCCCCCAACGCAGCCCGUCUCGUCACCAGCGCCAAGCAGAGACGGCCCUGGGGGUCCGGAUAGAGAGACUCAACCAGGAGCUGUCAGCCAAGACCCGCAGCGUCCAGGAGCUGAGCCGCACCGUAGAGAGACUCCAGAGGGAGAGGAAGACCAUGCUGUGUGGCCCUGGCUCCAGAUCAGAGGGCCGUGUUGGGCCUGGGGAGGCCAGGCGGCAGGCGGCUGGAUCCAAAGGACCCAUGGUGGUGGCUACCCCAGGGGAGAGCGGAGGCACGGUGGGAGAGAUCGCAACGUUCCCUCCCACUCAGGAUGAGAAGGACUACCAGCCCACAGCGUUCUCUGGGAGCCACAUCUCAGAGGUGCUGCAGGUGAGCGAGGGGUUAAGGCUGCGUUUGGAGCAGCUGGAGCUGCAGAGGGACAAGGAGAGGGUGGUACUGCAGGCUGCAGCCGCCCAGGCCCAGGCCGAGCUUCGCAGGGUACAGCAGCAUUCAGCAGAGCAGGUGUCCUCUCUCAGGGCUGACCAUCAGAGGGAGCUGGAGCGCCUGCUUACCGGCCACGCCCUUGCCCACUCCUCCUCUAAAGUGGCCGAACUGACCAAUCAGGUGACUGCGCAGGAGAUCAUGGUGCAGCAUUUGCGAGACCAGGUGAAGGAACUGCAGGGGACCAAAGAUGCUCUGGCUGUGUCCAAGCUGAGGGAGGACACCCUACAGAACCAGCUGACAAGGCUGUUGGAGGAGCUGAAGCAGGCCAAGGAGUGCCACAGCCCAGAGCUCCGACACUUCACUAGCCUGGAGAGAAAGAUCCACAGCAUGGAGCUACGACACACUCAGAGGGAGAAAGAGCUCCAGCAGGUGAUAGGUCAAACUCGGCUGGUGGUGGAGGCUGAGCAGCAGUCUGAGGUGGAGCGUUGGAGGAGGCUGGCUCAGGAGAAGACCCGGGAGCUGGAGGUCUUCCGUCUGGAACUGGACUCUAUCCUGGACGUCUUGAGAGAACUUCAGAGACAGGGAGUGGUUAUCCCUGCUCCGGACCGGGCUUCAGCUGGAGGACCUGAAACAUGGGACAUGGGCUCAUUCUAAUUACUUACAAAUCUGUCCUCACCUUGUCUGAUCUGAAAGAAUUGACCAGGCGAAAGCCAGCCUAAUGAUGAGCUUCCACUAUUUAAGCAUUUUUUUUUUUUGUUCAGUGCUGAUAAAGGGGAGGAGAGGGUGGAUUUGUAAGCAAUUGAGAGCCAACUCACACACCCUUUAGGAGGAACCCAUCAUUGUGCUGAACAAUCAGGUUAUUUAUUUUUGUAGAUUUGUAUUUUUAUACUUGAUCAUUUGGAAUUUAUUUUAAGUUAUUCAAUGUGUGUUAGAAAAAUAAAGGACCUUUUGUAUAUAUUUUU